Molecule: messenger RNA, 3678 nt
Organism: Sclerotinia trifoliorum
Lineage: Eukaryota; Fungi; Ascomycota; Leotiomycetes; Helotiales; Sclerotiniaceae
Source: the annotation of a GenBank genome assembly
AGCCUUGCAUAUGCACUAAACUGUAAAAGCUCUAGCUUUGCAUGGCCCUGUCGAAAAAAAGUUCGAGAUAAGUGCAAUCACCAAAAAAAAAGUUCCGGCGCAUCAAUACCUCAAUUUGUUGGUGUUCAUAUCGCCAUCAAAAAGGUUUUCGAUCUUUAAACAAUUGGAAAUUAUGGUCGGCCAACGCAAAGCAGUGUGAGUUUGGAACAACUACUACAAAUUUUCUACUCUUGAGCGCUAACUUCGACAACAACAGAGAUCAGCGCAUCCCCGCGCUCAUUCGCAAUGGCAUACAGGAGAAGAAACGAAGCUUCAUUGUGGUUGUUGGAGACAGAACAAAAGAUGUCAUUGUACAUCUACACUAUAUUAUGUCCAGUAUGGAUAUGAAACAGAACAAAUCGGUUAUGUGGGCAUACAAGAAUAAGCUUUUAGGUUUUACGAGGUCUGUAUUGACAUCCGUUGUCCUUAGAAGCUGCAUACUGACAUACUUGUUGCUUAUAGUCAUCGGAAGAAGAGAGAAACUAAAAUCAAGAAAGAAAUUAAACGCGGAAUCAGGGAAGCUAACACAGAGGAUCCAUUCGAGCUGUUUGUGUCGCUGCACAACAUUCGAUAUGUUUACUAUAAGGAAACCGAGAAAAUCCUGGGAAACACAUUCGGAAUGUGUAUACUGCAGGACUUUGAAGCCAUUACACCGAAUCUCUUAGCCAGAACGAUCGAAACAGUUGAAGGUGGUGGACUUGUGGUUUUAUUGCUCAAAGGCAUGAACAGCUUAAAGCAACUAUACACACUGUCCAUGGAUAUUCAUUCCCGAUACCGAACAGAAGCGCACGAUGAUGUUACUGCGAGAUUCAACGAACGAUUCAUUUUAUCCCUUGGGAAAUGCGAAUCAUGUCUGGUUAUUGACGAUGAGUUGAAUGUUUUACCUAUAUCCGGAGGGAAGAACGUGAAAGCUUUACCUCCACCAGAUUUGGACCAGCCAAAAAGUGAAUCACAGUUAGAAUUGGAUAACAUGAAAGAGGCCUUACAAGACACGCAACCAGUGGGAUCCCUCGUUACUUUGGCGAAGACUGUAGACCAGGCCAAAGCCCUUCUGACAUUCGUGGAUGCUAUCGCCGAAAAGACGCUGAGGAACACUGUCACGUUGACUGCCGGCAGAGGACGUGGAAAGUCUGCAGCUCUUGGUGUGGCUGUAGCAGCAGCUGUCGCGCAUGGAUAUAGCAAUAUUUUCAUCACAUCCCCAAGUCCGGAGAACUUGAAGACUUUAUUCGAGUUCAUCUUCAAAGGUUUUGAUGCUCUUAACUACAUGGAUCACGUCGACUACUCAAUCAUACAAUCCACAAAUCCUGAUUUUAACAAAGCAAUUGUUCGAGUGAACAUACAUCGUCAACAUCGUCAAACAAUUCAAUAUAUCAGACCGCAAGAUGCGCACGUUCUCGGACAAGCCGAAUUAUUGGUCAUCGAUGAAGCCGCGGCGAUACCGCUACCCCUCGUCAAGAAGCUUAUGGGUCCUUAUUUGGUAUUCAUGGCGUCCACUAUCAAUGGUUACGAAGGUACUGGACGGUCCCUAUCUUUGAAGUUGAUUAAACAACUCCGAGAACAAUCUAGAGGCACGACAAAUGGAACUGGAGAUGUUGAGAUAGCUGAUCGAUUAAGUGGUAAGGCGGCUGCUAAAGGUGCUGAUAAUAGCUUCUCAGGAGGUCGCUCGCUAAGAGAGAUCACGCUGUCUGAGCCAAUUCGUUAUGCACAGGGUGACUCCGUCGAGAAGUGGCUCAAUCAAUUACUCUGUCUCGAUGCCACUUUACCUCGAUCGAGAUUGAAUACUCUUCAAGGAUGCCCAGAUCCUUCACAGUGUCAGUUGCUCAACGUCAAUCGCGAUACCCUCUUUUCUUUUCACGAUGUAUCCGAAAAGUUUUUGCAACAGAUGAUUGCUCUUUACGUCGCUAGUCAUUACAAGAAUACCCCAGACGAUCUUCAGUUGAUGAGUGAUGCUCCUGCUCAUCAAUUGUUUGUACUCGUUCCACCUAUUGAAGAGAACAGUAAACACUUACCAGAGCCUCUUUGUGUGAUCCAAGUGGCUCUCGAAGGAAAGAUCAGCAAGCAAAGUGUCAUGAACAGCUUGAGUAGAGGUCAGAGAGCGGCUGGUGAUCUCAUUCCUUGGUUGGUCAGUCAGCAAUUUCAAGAUGACGAUUUCGCUGGUCUCUCUGGAGCACGCGUGGUUCGGAUAGCAACAAAUCCUGAUUAUAUCAAGAUGGGAUAUGGAAGCAAAGCUCUCGAACUUCUGACUGAUUUCUAUGAAGGAAAAUUCGCUAACCUCUCAGAGGAUAUGAAUGAUUACGUGGAAGAGACAAUUACUCGUGUCACCGACGAGGAGUUGACUAGUUCAUCUCUUCUUGACGACAACAUCAAGGUUAGGGAUAUAAGAAAAAUGCCACCCCUCUUCUCGAAGCUAUCCGAGAAGCGACCCGAUAAUCUCGAUUAUAUCGGCGUCAGCUACGGACUUACUCAACCUCUCCACAGAUUUUGGAAACGAGCCUCGUUUGUUCCCCUCUAUCUUCGACAAACGCCGAACGAAUUGACUGGAGAGCACACCUGUGUUAUGGUUCGCACUUUGGAAAAUAGUGAGAAUAGAGACUGGGAGUCUGCUUUCUCUAGAGAUUUCCAUCGCAGAUUCUUGUCUCUCCUUUCGUACCAAUUCCGCGAAUUCCCUUCCGUCUUGGCCUUGAGUAUUGACGAAUCAGCAAAUGCCGGUUCAAAAUCAGACCCAGAAGCCGCACCCAAGCCACUUUCAAAAGCAGAGUUAGACAAACUCAUGUCGCCAUUUGAUCUUAAGCGCUUGGAAUCCUAUGCAAAUAAUAUGCUUGACUACCACGUCAUUCUAGAUCUCAUUCCAACACUUGCGAACUUAUAUUUCACUGGUCGUUUGAAGUCUGAUAUCAAGCUCACAGGUAUUCAAUCAUCGAUACUUCUUGCUGUCGGCCUGCAAAGAAAAGACCUAACAGCCAUCGAAUCGGAAUUAUCGCUUCCGUCCUCCCAACUAUUAGCCAUGUUCAUUAAGAUCAUGCGCAAAAUGAGUGCACACUUUGGCGACCUGGUUUCCGGGGCUAUAGAAGCCGAGAUGCCAGGGCGCGAAAGCAUCGGAGUCAGCAGAGAAGAUGCAAAUGGAGCUUUGGAUGAUGAAGUUGUAGAUGACAGAUUUGUGCCCCUAGAACAAGGACUCGAAGAAGAAUUGGAAGAAGGUGGAGAUGAAGCUAUGAAAGCUUUAAAAGAAAAGCAAAGGGAGCUUAUUGAUGCUCUUCCUUUAGACCAGUAUGUUUUCAAUAUCAGUACUUCCGGGAAUUAAAAUGCUAAUCCAUUGACCAGAUAUGAAAUCGAAGCAGGGGCACCAGGUUGGGCAGAAGCCGAGGAACAGGUUAAAAAUGCCGCUAAAUCCGGAAAGAAGGAUAUAGUAGUUGGUGUAAAGAGUGCCAAAACAAAGAGAAAGGCAGGGGAAUCAGCAGCAGAAAUUUAUGAACAGGAGAUGGGUGAAAAGGCGCAUAAAAAAGCAAAGAAGGGUUCUAAAAAGGGUCAUUAGUUCUCUCGUUUCCCAUCAGUGUAAUCUAAAUCCUGUAUAUACCUUGUACUUAAUGAAAGAAAUUAUAUGGAAUAUCUCUUAGAAAUGAGUCCUUCAGUCAAUGUAUA